Messenger RNA from Lepus europaeus (European hare), 3376 nucleotides. RefSeq names its product elastin microfibril interfacer 3 (gene EMILIN3). Gene Ontology annotation, molecular function: protein binding. Lineage: Eukaryota; Metazoa; Chordata; Mammalia; Lagomorpha; Leporidae. The record is from RefSeq and is a predicted model, not a curated record. Bases 1 to 2301 code for a protein of 766 amino acids. Gene Ontology annotation, cellular component: extracellular matrix. The transcript has 4 exons.
AUGGGUCGCCACCGCUUGCCCGUCUGGCUGUGCGCCCUCGCGGCGCUGCUCUCCGGGGCGCAGGCCAGAGGCACCCCACUCCUGGCGCGGCCAUCGGCGCCCGGUGCCUCCCGCUACAACCUCUACACGACGGGAUGGCGCCCCAGGCUGCGCCCGGGGCCGCACAAGGCCCUCUGUGCCUAUGUGGUGCACAGGAACGUGACGUGCAUCCUGCAAGACGGAGCCGAGCGCUACGUGAAGGCUGAGUACCGGCAGUGCAGGUGGGGCCCCAAGUGCCCCGGGACAGUCACGUACCACACCGUGCUGAGACCCAGGUACAAGGUUGGCUACAAGACAGUGACAGAGCUCACCUGGCGUUGCUGUCCUGGCCUCGCUGGAGAAGGCUGCCCUGAGCACCUCACGGAGCAUGGGGCUGCCCCACCCCAGGUGGAACCUGAGCCCCAGGUUCCCUCAGGACAGCUGGGCUCAGGUCCCCAGCCCCCUCCUUAUAGCAGAGCAGCCCCCAGCCCCCAAGGAAGGAAAGGCCCAGGACUCUUUGGUGAGCGGCUAGAACGCCUGGAGGGUGACGUCCGGCGCCUGGCCCAAGCCUAUGGUACCCUCAGCGGCCUGGUGGCCAGCCAAGAGGACCCCAACAGGACAACUGGUGGCCCCAGGGCUCCUGCUGCCCCUGCAGGUUUUGGGGACAUCCCUGAGGGGCUUGCGGACCCAGGAGACAGAGCCGGAGGACCACUGAUGCCUCCACUGGGGGAGAUCCUGAACAAGGUGACAGAGGUGAGCAACACACUGCAGACCAAAGUGCAGCUGCUGGAUGAGGUGCAUGGGCUGGCCCUCGGCCACGAGGCCCACCUGCAGCGGCUGCGGGAUGCUCCACCAUCCCCGCUCACCUCCCUGGCUCUGCUGGAGGAGUACGUGGACCGGAGGCUGCAGCGGCUCUGGGGGAGCCUGCUGGGCGGCUUCGAGCAGAAGCUGCAAGGCGUCCAGGAUGAGUGUGACCUGCGGGUGCAGGAGGUGCAGCGGCAGUGUGAACAGGGCCAGGCCGCCAGCAGGAGGCUGCACCAGCGUCUCGAUGGCCGGGAGCUGGCCCUGCGCCGCGAGCUGUCACAGCUGGGCACCCGGCUACAGGGCCUGAGCAUGGCCAGCGGGGGCAGCUGCUGCGGCCAGCUGGCCUUGAUCAGUGCCCGCAUGGACAGCCUUGAGAGGAACCUGCAGACUGUAGCCGAGGCCCAGAGGAACCCGGGCGUCCCAGCUGGGGAUGAGCUCACCAGACUCUCUGCUGCCAUGCUUGAGGGAGGAGUGGAUGGGCUGCUCGAGGGUCUGGAGUCCCUCAACGGCACAGAGAAUGGAGCGAGGAGCUGCUGCCUGAGGAUGGAGAUGGGGGGCUGGGGAGUGGGGGGCUUUGCAACCGUGCUGGAAGAACGUGUACAGAGCCUGGAAGAGCGCCUGGCAACACUGGCCAGUGAGCUAAGCCACAGUAGUGCGCCGCCGGGCAGGUCGGCGCGGCCCCUCGUGCAAACAGAGCUGGCUGUGCUGGAACAACGGCUGGUUUCCCUGGAGACGUCGUGCACGCCCAGCACUACCUCUGCCAUCCUGGACAACCUUGUGGCAGAGGUGAAGGCCUGGCAGAGCCAGAGCAAGGCCCUGCUCCACCAGGUGGCCAGUCACGCCGCCCUGCUCCAGCAGCUCAAUGGCACCGUGGCCGAGGUCCAGGGGCAGCUGGCAGAGGGCACGGGCAGCUCCCUCCAAGGUGAGAUCACUCUACUCAAGGUCAACCUGAACUCGGUGAGCAAAUCGCUCACGGGCCUCAGUGACUCUGUCAGCCAGUACUCUGAUGCCUUCUUGGCUGCCAACACAUCCCUGGAUGAGCGGGAACGCAAGGUGGAAGCGGAAGUCCACGCCAUCCAGGAGCAGGUCAGCAGCCAAGGUUCGAGGCUUCGGGCUGGGCACAAGCAGGUCCUGACCCUGCGUGGGGAGCUCGAGCAACUCAAGGCUGGUGUGGCCAGCAUGGCCGGCAGGCUGAGCCGCUGCCAGGAUACAGCCCAGGAACUUCAGCAUGCAGUGGGCCACUUUGACCAGCGGGUGGCACAGGUGGAGGGUGCAUGUGGGAGGCUGGGCUUGCUGGCUGCAGGCCUAGACAGCUUGCCCACCAAGCCACUGGGAUCUAGGGAGGGCCUAUGGGGCCACAUGGACCAGCUGAACCGCACGCUGGCCCAGCACACGCAGGACAUUGCCCGCCUCCAGGAUGACUUGCUGGACUGCCGGGCCCAGCUGGCUGAGCAGGCCCGGCUCGUGCAUGCUCACUAGGCAGGCUGGACAGAAUCCCAGCCCCGGGGCCGUCACCACAGAGCCCAGACUUAGCCAACAGCACCUUCCAGCCUGGCCUACCUUGAUGCCACUUUGGAGGCCACUGGAGGAAUGGUCUUGAUCUAGUUCCACCUGAUUGUCCCAGUUGACAAGCUCCAUGCUCAGUACUACAAUUCAGACUGGACAGUUCAGGGUCAUGGUUGGCGCAAGGACAUCAUGCCUGAAGGCCAGGGUGGCACUCGCGUCCCAUGGUCUGCAGAUUGUUCUUCUGUGGACAGCUGGAACAGGCAGGGGUGGAAGGACCCACAGGCCCUCCCUUUGCCUGAAAUAGUCCUGAGCCCUUGGAGGCUUCUGGUCCUUGUCCCCCUGGCUUUUGUGUCCUGGCUUCCGGGCUCGAAGUCUGCAGGAAGGUGAUACCCCGGGAGCUGUCCCCACCUCUGGCAGCGUCACCGGUGUCGUUUAUGAAUCGAGGACCAGAAACUUCUGGAUCCCCACACCGUUUCCAGGACAGAACAGAAGCACAACGACUCACUGAGAGUUUGCUUUAUUCCUUUUGGCCCUCCUUUGAGGGGAGGGCCUAGGCAGCUGUAGAAUCCCAGAGCAAAGACUUGGACUCAGGCCAUCUGAUUCGAGACCCCUCCCCAAUAUCCUUUCCCUUUCCUUCCCCCAAGAUGUUUUCAAGGUGCUCUGGGACCCACAAGGAUUCUCUCCCUGGAGAGCAAUGCUGAUCUAUCCCAGGUCUGAAAGAGGCCAGAUGGAGAGAGAGAGGCCACAGCCGGAGGGAAGGGGGCACAGGCCUUGCUUUUAAGGCCCUUGGGAAACUCCAGCCCUACCAGGAUGUUCACAAAGUGGCAAGGAAUUCAGGUACGAAGCCAUCACGGGACACCUUGAAAACUGCUCCUCAGGCCUGUGCAGUGCCCAGACUGCUGCCCGGCUCGGCAGAGUCCCCGCCUCCGUGCCCCCUCAGCAGCCCCUGUGCUGUGUACAGGGCCGUGAGGACCUGGUUUCUGGAUGCUGGGUAUUCUGCCCUCCACUUGGGAACUGUUGGUGGGGAGCAGGUUCUGGAUUAAAGCUU